Molecule: messenger RNA, 5733 nt
Organism: Esox lucius (northern pike)
Lineage: Eukaryota; Metazoa; Chordata; Actinopteri; Esociformes; Esocidae
Product: sphingosine kinase 1
Exons: 5
Coding region: 230-1954 (574 amino acids)
Biological process (GO): cellular response to growth factor stimulus; sphingosine biosynthetic process; negative regulation of apoptotic process
Cellular component (GO): intracellular membrane-bounded organelle; cytoplasm; membrane
Source: RefSeq, a predicted model, not a curated record
CGGAGGUGUUAAUCCUUACAAUUUAACUGAAUAGCUAGGCUAAUGACUGUUCAGUGACAACUGACAAAUGGUUUACGGCCCAAAGACUACUUUCAGGGAGAGAAACCUAAACUUGUAAAUUAGUGAACUAUUCCUUUAAUAGUAUUUCAACAACCACGCCGCAGCUGAAAGAAUCAUGUAGACAGUCGCAGUCGCUAGCGCUGCCAACCGUUUGUUUCCUCAGCGGCCUAUGACUGUAUGCGUUUCCCUAUCCACAGAAAGCCGGUCUGCGGAUCGUGCCCCUUCCUCCGUAUAUGAGAGCAGGAUGGAUACGAAGAUAACCGAACCGGACCCUCCUUAUCGCAACGGUAUGAGCGAGGUUCUGCGAUACGGGGAAUUCACCUCCACCGGCAACCGAAAGGUGAGGUAUGCCUUGAGUUUAACCGAGAGGGACCUCACCAUUCAGAAGAUAACUUCGGCACCUCUGGAACGGAGCAAGGUGGUUUUCAACUUAAGGGACUGUGUGGGCUCCCGGGCUUUCAGGGCAGAUGACAACACCGACUCUGGUGCGUACUUCUCUGCGUAUUUCUACCCGUUUAAAAGGCGGUGGAUGAGCUCUGGAGUGGCCAGGCAGCGGGUGGAAAGGUGCUUUCGUGUAGACUUGGUCCACGACCUGUGCGCGAACCUGGAGGAGGCAGAGAAAUGGGCUCGCACAAUCCGCGAGAGCUCUGUUCUACAAAAUCAUCCGAGAAAUGGGGUUGUGUACAGCGAGGUGCGGCGUCCCUGCAGGGCCAUGCUACUGGUGAACCCCCACAGUGGAAAAGGCCAGGCACUCAGCCUCUUCACCAGCCACGUCCAGCGCAUGCUCAACGAGGCCGGGGUCUCGUACACUCUGGUCGUUACCGAGCGCCAAAACCAUGCCAGGGAGAUGGUGAGAGAGGCAGACCUGUCCCAGUGGGAUGCCUUGGUCAUCAUGUCAGGAGACGGACUACUAUUUGAGGUGGUGAACGGCCUGAUGGAGAGGGAGGACUGGGAGGAGGCCAUCCUGACACCCCUGGGCAUUCUGCCGGGGGGCUCGGGCAACGCCCUGGCAGCCUCUAUACACCACUACUCUGGGGCCCAGCCCGUGUCGAGCGAAGAGCUGCUGGUCAGCUGUGGUUUCCUGCUGUGCAAGGGCUUGGUGUCUCAUAUGGACCUGGCUUCGGUGCACCUUAGCUCCGGCCCCACCCGCCUCUUCUCUUUCCUCUCGGUGGCCUGGGGCUUCGUGGCUGAUGUGGACAUAGAGAGCGAAAAGUACCGCCACGUCGGCGCCGCCCGAUUCACCCUGGGCACCCUGGUGAGGCUGGCGUCCCUCAGGGUCUACCGGGGCCGCCUGGCAUACCUGCCAGCUGAUGAGGCGGAGCCAAGGGGGGAGUCUCCGCAAAACCAACGGCCGUUCUCCACCUUCUGCCCCUCCGACCUCUGCCGGCCCUCGGACUCUGUUGGUCAAAACACCUUCCACAACUCCUGCAACUCCAACAACGCCGUCAGGAUGAAGACGUCGGAGCCUGUGCCGCCUAAUGCCACCCAGAAGGGCCUUCCCGACUCCCUCCUGGUGCCUCUCGACCAGCCAGUGCCCAGCGACUGGGUGGUAGUGCCGGAAGAGGACUUUGUCCUAAUGCUAGCCGUGUACCAGUCUCACCUGGCCGAGGAUCUGUACGCGGUACCAGACUCUACGCUCAAUGACAGCAUCAUCCACCUGAUGUACGUCCGUGCUGGCAUAUCCCGCACGGCCCUGCUGCGGCUCUUCCUGGCAAUGGGGAAGGGGACCCAUCUGGAAAACAACUGCCCCCAUUUGGUGUAUGCCCGGGUGAAAGCCCUGCGGCUGGAGCCCUUCUCGCCCAAAGGAGUGAUCACGGUGGAUGGGGAAGUGGUGGAGUACGGCCCCAUCCAGGCCCAGGUACACAGAGGAUUAGCCAGGCUCAUCGCCAGAUGACGAAUAAGCUUGGACAGUUAGCAUUCGAAUGCUACGCUAAGAACUUAAAGAUCGUGUUAUUUAGUGUUUGCUACAUGACGCUAUGCUAACAACUGGCAUUAUCCUUUUCAGGUGGGUAGUUAAGGCAUCUUCUCAGGUUUGAUGCUUUGAUUUGAAGGUUCGAAUUGGAAGUGAGUAGCAAAGCUAGAGUUCUAAAAUUCACAAUGGGUGGUAUUUUAUUUACAGAGCUGAACGUUCGCAAUCUCCAAUGUUCCUCAUUAGUUAGCAUUUUGGCUAUUCCAGUUGGCAUCUCACAGGUUAACAGCCAACCAAGGCAUUUUAUCUCCCACUCCACCCCCAGCAAAACACAUCCUCCCUACCAGGGGGACAUAAGUGGUAGGGAUUGACGGACAGCAACAUCUCAAGCAGUCAGUCCUGUGUUUAUGUCUACUGGUGAUCAUCAUCCUGCUGUGGCCGAAACUGCCAUCUCAAAUGACUAUUUAUUAUGUGCCAAAAAAGGUUUAUACUGAUGCCUUCACUUCUUCCUGCUCUGGAUCGGACAUAUGAAGGACAGUCUGCACGCAAUCACCGGUAGCACAACGUGACCCAGCUCAUUUGUACAAUUAGGGCACUGUUCCCGUAAAUCGACCCAAAACCAUUGGUGUUCAAUUACAUUAGGAAUUGAGUUGUUUCUGAUUAACUGAAAGCUUGAAUUGUGAGGGGAAAUAGUUCGGUCCUUGACCUACGCAUCGGUCCCCACCCCUGACCACGAUGGAUGACAUGUAGAGCCUGUAUCAGGCCUCCAACUGCAGUCUCCCCCUUCCUCCAUCCUUUUAUGGUUUCAUCCAUCCAACCCUCCAUUCCCUCCUCUUCUCAACACUGCAGUGCACCAAAGGAGGCCCGGCUCUUUCGUUUCUGCGUGCAGCCAGAGCUGACACCCCAGCAGUACUCACACAACAACACAGCCCCCCCCUCUACUGCCUCGCCACUCAGCCAUCAUUAUCCAGGGGCUACCCAUCGCAAAGCUUUAGGCACCAACACAGAAAAUAACACAGUAAGAUCAUGGGACAGGUGCAAGCAAAAGACUAAUGCUAGCUGGCCUGAGUUUACCCUCUCGUCACAGCGGUGGUGUUUGGAACGAGGGCAAUUAUUCUGCCUUAAACAACUGGUUGGGAGGGGCCACUUGGCUGAUUAAACAGCACACUGCUCAGAACGACGGCAGGGAGAGUAUUGACUUGUUAAAUGAUGCAUGAGGGGACCAGCAGUCAGUGUAGACCGCGUCCCAAAUGACACUCUUUUCUGCACUACCUUUGACCUGGGCUGUGGUUGUAUGUAGUGAACAAGGAGACAUUUGGUAUGCGCCUGCAGUCUUGGCACACUGUUCAGGAGAAUUAACAGAAUGUUUAACUUUCUGUCCCGACAAACACUUUGAAUGUAAGGGAAUGUUUAUAUUCAAAAUGUUCAUAUUUCUCACCCCAAGGUAUCCCCUUGAGAAUGUUGAUAGGCCUGGGUGAGCAGUGUUUUUCAAGCCACAAAGCCGAGUGCACAUUUGAGACACUGACAUUUUCCUUGUCACCAAAAUGUCUCCCCUUGGUGGGGUGAUUUGAUAUGGCUUUUUCGUUGUGUGGCAACUGUCCUCAAAUUAGGCUAAAGAUUUUACCUUUAAAAGUAAAAUGUUGCAUGUGAAAGAAAGCAACUCGGCAAUGACGUUGGAAUUGGGAUUUACUGCGUUUUUAACAUUUUAGGUCAUGAGCUCAUCUGGCAUUUCCCCUACUGAUUAAUUGAUUGCCAUUUUAAAGCAGCAGUGCAGGUCUCUCACUGGGAAUCAAUGAAGCGUCAUGAAGCGGAAAAGGGAGGCAAUAUCAAGAAGCACAAAGGCAUCAGUUGGUUUCACGAGAUCUCCUUGUCAGGGCAGCGAGCAGUGAAUAUUUAAAUACAUAGUCUUGAACAUGUUUUAUUCUGGAAAUGUUUUUUUUCCAAGUACUGUACAAGCCAUAACGUUGAAUAGAAUUCUAUUUGUACUUAAUGUGCCAUUUGUCUAAUUUGUAAAUAUAGUGGAGUAUUCAGAUUUCUAUCACCCGAAACACACACAAGAUGAAAAUACAUGCACAAAUGCAUGCCAACGCACUGAGCUUGUUUGCAUAGAUUUACAUGUUUGUGCUUUGGGUGAGAAAUAAAACAAUAUUAAAGCACUACCAAGAAUUUGAGAAUUUGGUUAAACUUACUGUGGAUAUUUUCUCAAAUUUGACUUGUGAUGAUUAUCUAUAUGCACAAAUGAGGUGUUCAAAUAUAAUUUUAUUACAGUUAUUGUCAGACUGCAGGGGAAUAUCUUCAUGAGAAAUUAUUCUGAAUUGUCAAUAUCAGGUGUUUAUUUCUUUAGUCAACUUGAGCUUUAAUUAUUUUCCUAAGAAAAGAUGUUCUAAUACUUAGCAUGGGUCACGUGUUUUUUCCCUCACCUUUCACUUGGCUGGAGAACUGGGCCCUACCCAUAGCCUAUGCAAUGUCUGGCAACUUGGUGACUGAGUAGACAUUUUAACAAUUCCUACAAUCAACAUUUUUCACUUCAGGUCUGCACAUUGAAAAGUAUGAUUGUUUAAAACUGUAUGGUGGAAGCUAGCAGCCUUUAACAUGGUCAUUGGAGGAAAAGAAAUUGAGGGCACAUUUUUGAAGAUUAUUGGCCCACAUUCAUGAAACGUGUGAACGAUCAAAUUUGUAAAUGUUCCUACGGUCAUUUCACCAACAGAGCUGGUACUCAUCAAUAUUAUCGAUUAUAAAACGCACGUCUGGUCGGAGACCGUGUAAACGUCAGGAAAUAAGAUCAUGCUUCAUUUGCAAUAAGACCAUCAUUAUCACGCUAAACAAUUGUAACAGCCUCACAACAACAACCACAAUUAUAAUUAUAGGUAAUAUAAAAUAGGAUGAGGACGAACAUAACACAUACAAACGUACCACAAUAUCAAAUAUUGUAUCACUACCGUAGGCUAUAUUGUAGAGAAUGACAAAUGGUUAAUUAGCCGUUUCACGCUAUAAAUUAUGUUGAAAUCUGUCAAUUCAUAGGUUGCUAUAUCGCCACACCCGCAUAAAUUACGAGGGAUAUGUAAAUAAGGACAGGAUCAGCACAUUCUUGCGUCCACGGCUUUAUCAAUCUGCGAUUACAUCUACGCUUAUUUCGACCACAUGCGACAGUUUCGUGAACCACACUUGAGGAUCGUCUCUCCUAACGUUCGAAUUUGAGAUCUUUUCUGAGGUUUCAUGAAUGAGGGCCACUGUGUUAAGUGUGCCUUCAAUUUAUUGUUCCUUCUUGGUAGAAAAAGGAUGGUGUAUGGUAUGGCACAGUGGGUUGUAAAGACUGCUUUUAUUAUUUUUUACCAAUUAUAACCAAUCUUUCACAAAUCUGAUUUGUCAAACAGACAGUUAGUGGAAAACAAAACCCUAAAAUGGGCUGCCUGUGUGAAAACAACGAUGACGCUCAGAAGCCUUGAAUUCUGAUACCCGUUACACAGUGGAUUCAUGAGGAGACCUGAACUCCCAUAACCAAUUUCUAUUUUGACUGAACGCUUAAGUGGAAAUGUUUUGGGGGUCAAUCCUGAGACACAUACCCUAAUAUAGUCCAUUGUUGAUAAAAUUAUUUUAAAAGAAUUAGUCCGAUAUUGUCUACCAAAGAUAUCGGAUUUGUGACGUUAUUUAAAAACUUACUGCUGCUGUCUGACAUUGUUUUGUCUGUUUUUCAGGUGUAUUGGGUGAAUGAUAGGUAAUAGCCUAGUACUUUAUUUUUGAAAAAUCUUGAUGUUUGAUACUCU